This is a messenger RNA of Chlamydomonas reinhardtii, 2525 nucleotides long. RefSeq lists its product as uncharacterized. The coding region runs from base 85 to 1494 and encodes 469 amino acids. Lineage: Eukaryota; Viridiplantae; Chlorophyta; Chlorophyceae; Chlamydomonadales; Chlamydomonadaceae. The record is from RefSeq and is a predicted model, not a curated record. The transcript has 13 exons.
GAAAAGUCGGGAUUGAUUACGCUCAUCGGCAUUACAUACCUGAGUAUCACUUGUCCAUUGGUAAUUUGUAGUCAACAAGGAAAAAUGACGCUGGUCGUCGCUGUCCUUCUCGCCGCGCUGCUGGUCGCCAGCGCGCAGGCUCAGGGCGCUCUGAAGUGCCAGGCCACCCUGAAGGGCUGGGCUUACCUGCCUGCCGCUGCCAAGGUCAAGGUGCCUUCGGACGCGCCUAGCUACUUUCGUGUCACCGGCCGCUUCGCUGGCCCCGGCAACCGCCGCAAUGACACCAUCGGCGCCCUCACCAACUGCGCCGGCGCCAACCCCACUCGCUGCACGGAGUACAAGCUGCCCUUCAAUGACCAGGCGGUCCAGGGCUUCAGCGGCAUCAAGACCAUCCGUGAUGCCGCCGGCAAGCCCACCGACCAGUUCUGGGUGAUCUCCGACAACGGUCUGGGCAGCCGCCGCACCUCGCCCGACUCGAUGCUGUUCUUCCACAAGAUGAAGGUGGACUGGGCCGCACACAAGUUCGUGCGCGAGGACUCCUCCUUCCUGCACGACAAGGACCGCAAGGUGCCGUUCGUGCUGCGCAACGAGGAGACCAAGAACCGCUACCUCAGCGGCGCCGACUUUGACGUGGAGUCCAUUCAGCCGGUGGGCGACAGUGUGUGGAUCGGCGACGAGUUCGGCCCCUACCUGAUUGAGGUCUCCGUCAACGGCCGCGUCCGUGGCGUGUGGGACGUGCCCAGCCCCGUGGGCUCGGGCCCGGUCCGCUCCCCCGACAACGACGCCCUGCAGCUGCCCAACCCCGACCAGGCCCUGCCCGCCUACAACCUGCAGCGCAGCCGCGGCUUCGAGGGCAUGGCCGCCUACGGCGACUUCCUGUACCCCAUGCUGGAGGGCCCUCUGUACACCACCGCCGCCAACGGCUCCAAGUCGUACGAGACGCGCAACGGCCAGCAGUACCUGCGCAUCCUCAAGUUCAACAUCAAGACCAAGACCUGGGUCAACAGCACCAUCAACUACGCCCUGGAGAUCAACGGCAACUCCAUCGGUGACUUCAACAUGAUCAACGAGCGCCACGCCCUCAUCCUGGAGCGCGACAACAACGAGGGCGAUGCCGACAUGGCCUGCACCCCCGGCUUCGUCAACGCCACCUGCUGGGAGGCGCCCGCCCGCUUCAAGCGCGCCUACCUGACCGACCUGGGCGAUGUGGACGCCGCCGGCUUCGCCAAGAAGGUGGCCUACAUCGACCUGCUGGACAUCAAGGACCCCGCCGGCGUGUCGCCCGCCUCCCGCAACGGCGUGUUCAAGUUCCCCUUCCAGACCAUUGAGGACAUCGACGUGUACGACGCCAGCCAGCAGACCAUCGUGGUCGGCAACGACAACAACUUCCCGUUCUCCAUGGGCCGCACCCUGGGCAAGGCCGACAACAACGAGGUUAUCUCGCUGGAGGUGCCGGGCUUCUUCACCGGAGGCCAGGGCUGCGCGCCCGCCUAAAGCCUUGCUAGAUAGAUUGCAAGGUUGCGGUCACAGGUUGUGUGACGUGGAUACAAGUCAAGAAUAAUGUUUGCGUGGUUAUGAAGGUAUGCUAGCUAUCGGGAUGAAGGCGAUGUUGAUGUUCUGGGAGCUAGCGGGGAGCGGCAGGGCGGCUGAAGGUGCUUGGGUCAGUCGGUCGGGGCCGGGUUUGCAAGGUUGCCUCGACGGCGCACGAUCCGGUCUUGUGAUGUUCGGGUGGUAUCAACGGCAGGUGUGGAAGCCUGGUCAUGCACAUGUCAUAUGACGUACAUACACGCACGGUUGCCGAGGCGUACACAGCAGGCGGCCGCGAUUUUGGGUUUUUACUCGGGCAGCCUCGCGAAUGAGGGCCAUGGAACCAGCGGACAACAGCGCGCAAGCCUGUGAUUGUGGCACGGCUUUUUGAUGGAGAGCGAGCCCGGGAACCGUGAGCAAACUGCGAAUGAUCACAACUACACGCCGGAAUUUAGUUGGGCUGCACGGCUGGGAGUCGUUGUGCCACGCCACUCCGCUGCCGCUACCUUCUGGGUUUGGGCCUCUGUCGUGUGUCGCAGCAUGAGAAGUGCCAUUGUGCGUGCCCCACGUGCGUGGCCGUACUGCCUGCAUUGUGGCUGGGGCAGAAGGCGGUAGGUAGGCUGCGGGGCGGGGCGGGAUGGUGUGCGCGCUCGGCUCUGGGUGAGGUCGCCGGCAGAUUGGAGCGGUUUUGACUCGGGACCUGAGCGGAGUCAAACAUGGGAGAGCGAGUUCCAGCAUGCCUUCCGUCUGUUCGGGUUUCUUGCUCACGGCGCCUCGAAUUUGCUCAUUGAUUUCGGGUGUUGUGGACUUGCGGCAGUCUAUUUUGUGUGUGUGCUUGGGAAAAGCGCCGAGCUCCAGCCGCCGCGCCGGUCUGGAUUUUGCUGAGGUCUUGCCGACAUGUAUGCUCUGCUGGUCCAGGGUAAACGUAGUUGAACAAGAAGGCACUGACCAAGGCAGGUAGUUUUUCGUUGUAACACGCAGAUGAAGAUGAAGAGAAA